Rhineura floridana is the source of this 2323-nucleotide messenger RNA. It is a transcript of the gene PSMG2, whose product is annotated as proteasome assembly chaperone 2. The transcript is spliced from 8 exons. Gene Ontology annotation, biological process: proteasome assembly. Gene Ontology annotation, cellular component: cytosol; nucleus. The coding region runs from base 393 to 1136 and encodes 247 amino acids. The record is from RefSeq and is a predicted model, not a curated record. Lineage: Eukaryota; Metazoa; Chordata; Lepidosauria; Squamata; Rhineuridae.
CGAUUGAAAACAUCGACUCCGGUAUCCUGUCCUGUAAAUAGUUCAACCAACUCGCUUUUCUCGAGGUCACUGUCCUGGUUCAUUGGCUGGCCUUUGUGUGAAAAGGGAGAUGGUGACAGGCACUACUUAAAACACUUGGUCAUGCCCGUGAGGAAAAAAGGACCUCUCCAGCGUAGGAAAUUGCCCCCCCCUCGGUUCUACGUUACACUACGGUAUUUCUUCCUUCCGCUCUCAGUGGCAGGAUGUUCGUUUCCUACGAUGGCUCCGCGUGCCCUGAUUUCAAGGGCUUUAUGCUCCUUAUGUGAACAAUACCACAAGAUUUCUUUGCAAAAUCAAUUACAAAAGACACUGGUCUGAAUAUGUGAAUGCUGUGAGGAAUUAAUUCACAAUAAAUGCAGCCAGCUGUAUCAGUGGGGAAUGUUGGCCAGCUGGCUGUAGAUUUGGUCAUUUCCACACUUGGCAUGUCCAAAGUCGGUUACUUUUAUACUGAUUGUCUUGUGCCAAUGGUUGGAAAUAAUCCAUAUGCAACAACAGAAGAGAAUGCAACAGAACUGUGUAUAAAUGCUGAAGUGUAUGCAGUACCUUCUAAACAACUGGCCGUUCUACAGAUCAGAUCACCAUUCAUAAAGAAUAAAUAUAGGCCCUUUUGUCAAACACUACUAUCCUGGGUGAAAAGCUGCGGAUUUGCCAAAGUCGUUCUUCUAUCCAGCAGUCAUGCUUACCAGCGUAAUGAUCAACAGCUUUGUGGUACCUCACUGCGAUACUUGCUUUCACCUGCUGUUGAGAAAACAGUUGGAGAUCAAAUGCAGAGACUGAACAGAAGAGAACUAGAGCAAAUAGUAACUUUCCCUGGAGUAAAUGAUGAUAAAACGUUCCAAGUUCCAGGAGGUGGUAUCACAAGAUUAUUGUUCACUGAAAGUUGUUCAAAAGGUAUUCCAAUUAUAGUUUUGCUGAAGUUCUGUUCAGAGGGGGACAAUAUCCCUGAUGCCCUUGCUCUUUCUGACUAUCUUAAUGAAUGGCUCCAACUAACUGCAAACCAGGAAAGCAGCUGUUCUCUAGCUAAAUCUUCCAGAUGGAAAAUACCGAGUUCCUGGAAAUUACUCUUCGGGAGUGGACUUCCACCUACAUUGUUUUAAAUUCCCCUGUUGCUUUAUUUAUAGACCACUUGUACACAAUUUAGAUUUUCUGCUUUGGAUUCUGAUGUGAGUAGUAACAACUGUGCAUAACCUUGUAUGAAACUGAAUGGCUGCAACUUUCUGCCAGAUACUUUAAUAUGCUGUGGAUAACUAAAGAAAUUUGUGCCAUAAAACUAUACAAAAGAACUACUUUCCCCACAAUUAAUCAGUAAUUUGUUAGCUUUUCGGUUUAACUUAACUAUUGAAACAUUCCAGGCCUUCUUUCAUUUUUAUUCAGAUACUUAAAUUUUCUGGUCUACUCAAUGCAAUUAGGAAAAAUCCAGAUAAUAGUUACACACACACUUAGUUUGAAAAAGUAUACCACUUCCUGAUCCUUGGAAUGUUAACAUGUGAUAUGCAACACCUGUAGAAAAGAUGGGUUUAUUGGAAAUGAUGGCAGGGAAAACCAUCAAAAUGUGUGGUAAUCUUGUAAAUAUAGUACUACUACUGCAGACUAAAAAGAUCAUAGGCCAUCGUACUUAACUUAUACUCAAAACUCAGUCUUGUUGCUUGGAGGUUAGAACAGUGAUGAAUCUUUUGAAUAAAAAAUCUGUGUAUACAUAUACACAUACACCCUAGAGAUGCAAUGCUGAAUAGCCUAAAAACCAGAAAAAUGCUUAAGAGGCCUACACUGAGUAACAUUUGUCUUUAAUGUCCAAUACUUUUGUGUCCAAAGCUAACUCCUCUUUUAACAGCUCAAGGUAUUAACUUCCUUGAAUAUUCAGCUCCCUUUCUGCGUUACGUAGAUGUUGAUAAACAAGAUGGUACUUUUCAAGCUUAGACCAAAGUAGUCAUUCCUCUACUUCCAAUUUUCAGAAGCAAGUGCUGUUGCUUAUGUAGCAAUACAGCAUCAUCCAUGCUCAAAGUAGCAGUGGGCUUCAGUAACAUCAGGUGUACUGUAACACAUUUUUUAGGAAAAUGAAGAUUGAGCAUGAUGUUGCAGGCCCCAUUUCUUUAUAUAUGAAAGUUAUUUCUCUUGGUGAUGCAUCAGAGUAGACCAUUAAAUUUUACCCCCUCAGGCUUUGGAUCAUAGAGGGGGUGAAUACUGAUGUCAAUUUUUUUGCAUGUUUUCAUUCCAGAAAACUCAAACAUGAAAAAAAUUAAAUCAGCUUUCAAAAAUCUGUUUUGGAAACAGACAAACAACUUUC